This is a messenger RNA of Peromyscus leucopus (white-footed mouse), 1945 nucleotides long. RefSeq names its product mucin-like protein 3. The record is from RefSeq and is a predicted model, not a curated record. Lineage: Eukaryota; Metazoa; Chordata; Mammalia; Rodentia; Cricetidae. The transcript is spliced from 4 exons. Bases 1 to 1536 code for a protein of 511 amino acids.
AUGGAUUUGCUGAAGGUACAGUUUGAGCCAAAGUUCAGUGCUAACACAUUUCAAGAACUUCAGAAGACUGGUGAAGCUUCAACACCUGAUCAUUUACUCACCCCUACUCCAGGCCUUACUCACAGGGCUCCUUCUACCCACGCUGAUCUGGACUCAGGACAACGGCCUCCAGGCCUCCCCAAGUCUACAGCAACCCAGAAGCCCAAAAAACAGUGCAACAAAGUUCGCCUUGCCAAACCAGUUCAUAAACCUAUAGACAACUCCAAAGCCAUUGACUACCAAAACACCACUGUUCAUUAUGAAAUGACUCCUGUUUUGGAAAAGAAGGCCAGCAGCCAAAGCAAAGACCCGAUGAUCCGGAAUGGACGCUCAGCUGAUGACCCCAAAUCCACUAACACAGAGAAAGGAUCAGAGGGACGUCAUUCAACCUCAGCACCCAGGAGGAGAACGACGUGUAAGUCUACAACAAGCAAAGCCAGAAUAACGAGGAACUCGGGUACACCAGCCAGACCUGUGGACACCAGCGCGAGGCUAAGGACCACCUCACCUAAACCCACAACUCCUUCCCAUGACUCAGAGCUCCGCGGAGAAACCACAUCUUCCUCAGUAAAAUCCUCAGAAGCCCCAAGGACCUCAUACAGGACUCCAAGGACUCCAGCAACACCAGGAGAGGAAGAUCACAGGACUCCAUUUGCCUCAGACAAGCCUGUCCAAGUGACUACAGAACACAUCAAAGAGACCACAUCAGUCAGUGAGAGGACCACAAGACCCCAAGCAACACCCACUCGGUAUGAAAGAGACACCACAUCAGCCAAUGAGAGGACCACACAAUCUCAAGUGAUGCUUACAGACUAUGAAAGAGAAAGUGUAUCGGUCAAUAGGAAAACCACAAGAUCCCAAGCAACACCCACUCAGUAUGAAAGAGAGACCACAUCGAGGCCAAUGAAACACCCAGGAGGAGGCAUGCUGCUAUCAACCACCCAGAAAGCCACAAAAGUCUCAGAAAGUCCCACAGUAUUCUGGAGGAAAACCACACUGGCCACUAAGACUAUGAAAACUACAGGAAACCCAGAGAAAACAGUGGCAGUUUUAAUGUCCACGGGACCUCCAGUCAAGGCCACAGAGGACAAGUCCACUGCUUUCUCUCCUCAUUUCCAUAAAAUUGAGACCACACACCAGGGACUCAUUGACUCUGUAACAACUAGAAGGGACCUGGGACUCCUCACUUCAGAAGCUCAUCACGCUCAGCAGAACAGCCAGAGCUCACCCGGAGGCCUCCACACUGCUGGGGCCAGGCAGGAGAGCAAUUCGUUCCCUGCAUGGGCCAUAGUUGUUGUGAUCCUCCUGGCCGUGAUUGUCCUGCUGAUCUCUGUUGGCCUGAUCUGUUUGGUUGCCUGCGCAUCGCGAACACGCCGUGUGCUGGCCCAGAACUCAGAGGAUGCUGACUUUGAGGAUGGAGGGGGCCACAAUUCCUACCCCGUCUACCUGAUGGAGCAGCAGAAUCUGAAACCAAACCAGAUUCCUUCCCCUCCGUGAUCUUGAGACCUGAAUCCCCAGCUCUUCCAGGCUUUGCCCCUUUCCUGGGAGAUGAAUUAGACUCAUGACUCCAACUUCCUGGACUUAGAAAGGGCAGCAAAAACUGACAGAUUACAGCUGUAAGCCCUAUUGGCCACGUUCUUAACUGACUAGUUGAGGAGCAAGGUGGUAAGGGUGACAGCGUACAUUGGGAGGAAAGAGAAGAAUGAAUAAUGCAAGUGCUCUCCAUAGAAAGUGGCAGUGUGAGAAUAAGGCAUUUUAUGGACAGGGGUGGGACCAGGACAAGACCCCAGGUUCUGAGAGAGGCACUUCAGAAGACAGCACCCCAAGAGUGAAAUAAGACCCUGGGGGGCAGGAGGAAUGGAGGCAAGUACCCCAGAUUUAAAACCUGACUUAUAGUGGCUGGAGA